AAUGCGAUAAGCACGCAGGCGACAAUUGUUUGGUAAACGAUGUUCCAAAUGUAUUGAUCGAACAUGGCCUCUUUGCGAUUCGCGUUAUUGAACACUUCACUGGGUUGCAUAAGUAGAAGAUGGUAAGGGGGCUGCUGACAUCAGGCCUGUGUGUCACAACACAGCUGCUCCAAAAUCCAGAUAUCGUUGAGACGACUAAGUACAAAAUGAUCGAGCGGUAAAACGAGUCAUGUGCAUGUCGGCGCAUGGCGCAAUAGGAAGGCAACAGCCGCACCGAACAAAGGCUAUCGUGCAAAAGGGUCGAAGGAUUGUAGUAGAAGGCUGCCCCGCGCCUCUCUCUCUAUCCUUUGCCCAACACUGCGGAACAACCUAAUCGUCGCCAGACAUGUCAACACCUGUAUCAGGUAUUCUCGAGCGUAUUGCGGCGGCCGGCAAAGCUUACGAAGCCGAUCGAAUCGGCUCGCGAGAGAGUCUCAUCGAGCUUGGCCGAGACCUGGUUGCGGCGCUCGAGAUCCCAAGUGAAUUCCUGCAGAGAAGCUUCUGGGCCGAGCCGGCAUUGGCAGCGCACUGCAAGUUCGCUGUUGAAGUCAAACUCUUCCAGCAUCUAAGAGAUGCAGACGAUGUAGGAGUCAGUCCUGGCGAUCUUGCUCAAAAGACGAGCGUUGACCUUAUUUUAUUGCAACGAAUCAUGCGUCACCUCAUCGCGAUGAAGAUCGUUUCCUUCUCGAAUGGCAGGUUCUUUGGAACCCGUCUGAGCCACGAACUUGCAUCGGACAACUAUCAGAAGAGCAUUGACUUCUGCUACGACGUGUCACGACCGUCCUUCAAUGGUUUCCCGGGGUACUUCAAGAAGACUGGUUACAGGCUACCUGCGACGCCUACAGAAGGACCAUUGCAGGAUGCACACGGAACCGACUUGCCCUUUUUUCCAUGGUUGGUUGCAACGCCUCCUCAUCUCGAUGAGUUCGACAACUUCAUGUCGGUGUAUCGUGCGGGUAAGGCGAAUUGGUUUGACCCCGGCUUCUAUCCGGUUCCGGAACGUCUGAUCAACGGCUUUGAUCCCAGCUGCAGCGAGGCCCUUCUGGUGGACGUCGGCGGCGGUCGUGGUCACGAUGUCCAGCAAUUCGUGGCGCAGCACCAACUUCAUCCGGGCAAAAUUGUUCUUCAGGACCAAGAGCCAGUCAUCGGGGCCAUCAAGGAUAAAGAAAGGCUUCCCUUUGAGAGCCAGGUUCAUGACUUCUACACGCCUCAACCCAUCCAAUCAGCGAGGGCAUACUCACUGCACUCAAUCCUCCACGACUGGAAUGACGAGAACGGCGUCAGGAUUCUCGAAAAUCUGAAGCCGGCACUGAAACCUGGCUACUCGCGGGUGCUGCUGAACGAAAUUGUGCUUUCGGAAGAGAAGCCCACCAUCGCCGCCACCUCCAUGGAUAUGAUGAUGUUAGCACAUCUUUCUGUGCGCGAGAGGACGGAAGCAGAGUGGAGAGCGAUAAUCGACAAGGCUGGUCUGAAGUUCCUAGCCAUCUACAAUUACCCUGGGGUCGCUGAGAGUGUCAUCGAAGCGGAACUUGGGGAAUGAGGCGCACAGCUGCGAGAACGAAGAGAACCCGGUACCAGGUUUCCUGUAACUAGGAAAGUGCGAUGACAUAUUUUGUAUAUUGUGUGGAGAUGGCAAGCGCGCGGUGGUUCAAGUCAGUCCAUUGUUGGAAGGACCUCGGAGCAGGUAGCGCCAACCGAAUAUCUGGACACGGACUAGGUGAUUAGUUCGUCGCUUUCGUGUCAGACACGUGUGCGCGCCCUGAUAACAAACAGAUACAUUGAUGUAUUACAUAUGGAUGAUUUCAAGUUCUGAAUUUAUCUUCAUCUCGGUCCCUCUGUGGACGCAGACUCCC
This is a messenger RNA of Alternaria rosae, 1892 nucleotides long. RefSeq names its product putative hydroxyindole O-methyltransferase. Lineage: Eukaryota; Fungi; Ascomycota; Dothideomycetes; Pleosporales; Pleosporaceae. The record is from RefSeq and is a predicted model, not a curated record. The coding region runs from base 386 to 1579 and encodes 397 amino acids. Gene Ontology annotation, molecular function: O-methyltransferase activity. The transcript has 2 exons.